Molecule: messenger RNA, 1408 nt
Organism: Microstroma glucosiphilum
Lineage: Eukaryota; Fungi; Basidiomycota; Exobasidiomycetes; Microstromatales; Microstromataceae
Product: NAD(P)-binding protein
Exons: 1
Coding region: 430-1269 (279 amino acids)
Molecular function (GO): oxidoreductase activity
Source: RefSeq, a predicted model, not a curated record
CCAUUUUUCGGCCGCCAGCUCCGAUGGACAAUUUGACUCCAGUGUCGAUCGGGUCUUCGGAGCGGAAGGAGGGGGUUCGGACCCAGGCCACUCAAUCGCCGCUUGUGCUUUGCCCUCCACUGCAACCGGAGAAAUAGUCAGCCACCCACCGCCACUGGCGAGGCAAGUGGGCGCGAGAACCCUGAAUCACUGACGUCUGAAGAUGAGCGUGGAGGUCAGACGAGGUCGAGAACGAGGAAUCCAGCAGGCCGGGCCAGUCAGCCUAGGUGCGCCGGCCAGCCAAGGCCAAUCAGCUUAUGUGCGUCGUGUGGAGGCUCAGAAGCGAGGAUGGAACCAGAAUGAUAUAUAAAACGGACUUUGUCCCAUUUUCCAGCUUAGUAGUCCGAUUGUCUCACCAAACUCAUUCUUGUCAACAUUCCGCUACUCAACAUGGUCAAGACAUUCUUCAUCACCGGUACCACUACCGGCUUUGGCGCAGAGAUGGCCAAGGCCGCUCUCGCAGAUGGCCACAACGUUGUUGCAACUGCACGUAACUCCAAAGGCCUCACUUUCGAGGGAGCUACAGAGAAGAACUUUUUGCCUGUAGACUUGGACGUGACGAAGAAGGAGCAGAUCGAUGCCGCCUUCGACGCUGCAAUCAAGAAGUUCGGACGCCUGGACGUGGUCACCAACAACGCUGGUUUUGGACUCGCCGGUCCCUUCGAGACGCUCGAUGAAGACCAGAUUCGCUUCCAAAUGGAAGUCAAUUUCUUCGGCCUCAUCGCCUGCACUCGCAAGGCCCUUGAGAUCAUGCGCACACAGUCUCCAUCCGGAGGUCUCAUUCAGCAAGUCACCUCCAUUGGUGGUCAGAGGGGUGUGCCAAUGUUCUCCGUCUACUGUGCAUCCAAGUGGGCGGUCGAAGGCUUCACCGAGGCCCUGUCCCAUGAGCUCAAGCCCGAAUGGAACAUCAAGCUAACCAACAUUGAGCCUGGAGGAUUCCGUACCGAAUGGGCAGGCAAGAACAUGACAUAUGGAGAGAAGAACCUCGACGUGUAUUCACAUUUGAAUGCAAAGAAAUCGAUGGGCGAAAGGCAUGGCAAGCAAGCAGGCGACCCGGUCAAGGCAGGCAAGGAGAUGUAUAAGCUUGCUAUCCACCCUGAACCACCUCUCCGCAUCGUCCUAGGCUCGGAUGCUCAUGGCGCUAUGGAGCAGAAGCUCAAGACGUACAAGGAGAAUAUCGACAAGUGGGCCAGCGUCAGCACAUCCACCGAUGUCGACGAGGGAAAGUAGAGAUUGUCUGAUGAAGGGACGGAAACCAAAGUCGAAGCAUGUACCAUUGUCAUAGCUGUGAUGAGAAGAUUUGCCUUGUCUUUGCGUCUCGCGAGAACGAAACAUUGUCUCUGACGGUACUGAAUGAGGCUUGUAUGCG